GGCCAUGAGUGAUUGGUGCUGGGCUCAGCUUGGGCUGGUCCGGCCCCCACUCUGACAUCCGCCCGCCAGCCGGGCCUGCCCAAGAGCAGCGGCCUGCUGGGCCCAGCACCUGCCAUGGUGCCGGGGCAGUGGGCAGCCCCAGUAGGUGGAUGGAGCAGAGCCUAUGGGAUGGGAGGAUGGACCGGCAUCUGAAGCCGCCCCGCUUCCGGGCCUUAUUCAGCCUCUGGCUGCCCAGGAAACAGCGGGCAAGGCCUGGUGGGGCACCAGUGCCUACCCUGGGCCCCAGCCUGAGCCAAGACACGGAUGAAGGCAUUGUCAAAGAGAUCUCUAUUACGCACCAUGUCAAGGAGGGCUCAGAAAAGGCUGACCCAUCCCAGUUUGAGCUCCUGAAGGUCCUGGGCCAGGGUUCCUUUGGCAAAGUCUUUCUGGUGAGGAAGAUCACCCACCCAGACAAUGGGCACCUCUAUGCCAUGAAGGUGCUAAAGAAAGCAACCUUGAAAGUUCGGGAUCGAGUCAGGACCAAGGUGGAGAGAGACAUUCUGGCUGACGUCAACCACCCGUUUGUGGUGAAGCUUCACUAUGCCUUCCAGACAGAGGGGAAGCUCUAUCUCAUCCUGGACUUUCUCCGGGGAGGAGACCUCUUCACACGCCUCUCCAAAGAGGUCAUGUUCACAGAAGAAGAUGUGAAGUUCUACUUGGCUGAACUGGCUCUGGGCCUGGAUCACCUGCACAAACUAGGGAUCAUCUACCGAGACCUCAAGCCCGAGAACAUCCUUCUGGAUGAAGAAGGGCAUAUCAAGCUCACAGAUUUUGGCCUGAGCAAGGAGGCCAUCGACCAUGAGAAGAAAGCCUAUUCCUUCUGUGGGACCGUGGAAUACAUGGCGCCUGAAGUCGUCAACCGCCAGGGCCACACCCACAGCGCCGACUGGUGGUCCUACGGGGUGCUGAUGUUUGAGAUGCUAACAGGCUCCCUGCCCUUCCAGGGGAAAGACCGGAAGGAGACCAUGACACUGAUUCUCAAGGCAAAGCUGGGCAUGCCCCAGUUUCUGAGCACGGAAGCACAAAGCCUCCUUCGAGCCCUGUUCAAGAGGAAUCCUGCCAACAGGCUGGGCUCUGGUACUGAUGGUGCCGAAGAGAUUAAGAGGCAUGUCUUCUAUUCUACCAUAGACUGGAAUAAACUGUUUCGUCGUGAGAUCAAACCCCCCUUCAAGCCUGCAGUCGCCCAACCCGAUGACACCUUCUACUUUGACACGGAGUUCACUUCCCGAACACCCAAGGACUCCCCGGGCAUCCCCCCUAGUGCCGGGGCCCACCAGCUCUUCCGGGGCUUCAGCUUUGUGGCUACAGGUUUGAUGGAUGACGAUGGCAAAGUCCGGGCCCCACAGGCCCCACUGCACUCAGUGGUCCAGCAACUUCAUGGGAAGAGCUUGGUUUUCAGUGAUGGCUAUGUCGUGAAGGAGACCAUUGGAGUUGGCUCUUACUCUGUGUGUAAGCGCUGUAUCCACAAGGCCACCAACAUGGAGUAUGCGGUCAAGGUCAUCGACAAGAGCAAGAGGGACCCCUCAGAGGAGAUAGAAAUCCUUCUGCGCUAUGGCCAACACCCCAAUAUUAUCACCCUGAAAGAUGUGUAUGAUGAUGGCAAGCACGUGUACCUGGUGACGGAGCUGAUGCGAGGCGGGGAGCUCCUGGACAAGAUUCUUCGGCAGAAGUUCUUCUCAGAACGUGAGGCCAGCUCUGUCCUGCACACACUCUGCCGGACCAUGGAGUACCUGCACUCCCAGGGGGUGGUGCACAGGGACCUGAAACCCAGCAACAUCCUUUAUGUAGACGAGUCCGGGAACCCUGAGAGCAUCCGAAUCUGUGACUUCGGCUUUGCCAAGCAGCUUCGAGCGGAGAAUGGGCUCCUCAUGACCCCCUGCUAUACCGCCAACUUUGUGGCCCCAGAGGUCCUGAGGCGCCAGGGGUAUGAUGAAGGCUGUGACAUCUGGAGCCUGGGUAUCCUUCUCUAUACCAUGCUGGCUGGAUACACUCCCUUCGCAAAUGGUCCUAGUGAUACCCCAGAGGAGAUCCUGACGCGGAUCGGGGGAGGAAAAUUCACUCUCAGUGGUGGAAACUGGAACAUGAUUUCAGAAACUGCCAAGGAUCUGGUGUCUAAGAUGCUCCACGUGGACCCUCACCGGCGCCUGACAGCCAACCAGGUUCUCCAGCACCCAUGGGUCAUGCAGAAGGACAAGCUCCCUCAGAGCCAGCUGUCCCAUCAGGACGUGACGCUUGUAAAGGGCGCCAUGGCCGCCACCUACUCGGCACUGAGCAGUUCCAAGGCCACCCCGCAGCUCAAGCCUAUCGAGACUUCCAUCCUGGCCCAGCGACGCGUGAAGAAGCUACCUUCCACCACGCUGUGAAGGGGUCGGAGAGCACGUCGCCGGCCGCGGAGCUGCCCCGUCACCAUCGACUGCACGUUUUCCCGAGGAAAUCUGCACUUAAUCUGCCUGGGCAGGGCCCUGGGAGCCAGCCAGGUGGGAGCUCCCGGCACGUAGCCAGCGUGGAUGGGCUCCCCUGGAGGAUGGGGGAGGGAGGAGUGCAAAGUGCCUUUCUGCUCCCACAGCACGGACCAUUCUUGGCAGGGACUCUCCUGACUGGAAUCAAUCACUGUACAAACUCUUUUUUACAAAAGAAAGAUGGGGGUGGGGGGGUGAUCAGUUCUUUUUUCCAGGAUGUGUUUGUUGGAAAGAGGAAUAUUAACUAUACACAGAAGGAGGGCCACAAAGCAAGGAGUGAAGGGACCCUCCACCUCUGGGGAAGGGGUCCCUUGGACCCGUCAGACUAGGUUGGGGCAUGGACGUCUGUCUUUGGUGCUUCUGAGAUUUGAGGGUCCCUGCUUCCUGGACACCCUCUCUGGACUCCCUCUGCCUUCCAGCUGCCCAUCUUCACUUCAGUGCCCUUGGCCUUGCAAUAAAAGGAUUCUUUCCCCAGGAUCCUCUUGGGCCCAGCUUCAAGAGAGGUGGCUGUGCUGCUUUCUGUGGCCAGUGGAGCCAGAAGCAGCCCGGCUUAUGGCUGGCUUUAUUCCAGCUGAACAAUUAAAAUGCAGGCUUAAGCCCUCCACCCGCCCCGCCCCACCACCUGCCAGACCAGGGGUGCCAGGGUCACAAAAGCACUUUUUGAAUGACUUGAGAUUCACCACUGGACACAACUCCCUAGAGCCAAACGUAAUUUUGAGGAUAUGUUGGGCUUACGGGAGGGGAGAGAGAGAGUUUGGGGUCUGUUUUUGUCUUCAUUUUUUAAGUUUGUUCCUUGGCUGGUUACUCAGGGUUUAUCUGUCUGUAAACUUUCUAAUAAACUUAUUUCUGAGUUGAGAGAA
This is a messenger RNA of Phascolarctos cinereus (koala), 3358 nucleotides long. It is a transcript of the gene RPS6KA1, whose product is annotated as ribosomal protein S6 kinase A1. Gene Ontology annotation, biological process: intracellular signal transduction; protein phosphorylation. Gene Ontology annotation, molecular function: ATP binding; magnesium ion binding; protein serine/threonine kinase activity. The record is from RefSeq and is a predicted model, not a curated record. NCBI's taxonomy places the organism in Eukaryota, Metazoa, Chordata, Mammalia, Diprotodontia, Phascolarctidae.